CCUGCGUAGAACCUCGCCGCUGCGCGCGCCUAAAGCCACGCCCCCCGUGCUGGACCACGCCCUCUGAGGCUCCGCCCUGUCGCCCGGAUCCCACCCUCUGACCACAGGACCCCGAACCCAAAUGAUCCUACAGCAGCCCCUGGAGCGAGGCCCCCCAGGUCGGGCCCAGCGCGACCCACGGGCCGCGUCGGGGACGCCCCGAGGCCAGGACUUGAGGUCCCCAUCAGACUGCUGCUCGUGUGAAUAUCCUAGCCUGCCUCUCUCCCCGUCUCCCCCCAGGGAGCCCCUGCGCAAACAGUUCCUUUCUGAAGAGAACAUGGCCACCCACUUCUCUCGACUCAGCCUACACAAUGACCACCCUUACUGCAGCCCCCGCAUGGCUUUCCCAUCUCUGCCCCCACUAAGGAGCCCUUGCUCUGAGCUGCUUCUCUGGCGCUACCCUGGGAACCUGAUCCCCGAGGCACUCCGGCUGCUGAGGCUAGGGGAUGCCCCCACCUCCCACUACCCUGUGACCCAAGCUGGAGAGAUAAUGGAGCUCUGAGUGCUGGUGGGAAGAUCCCUGCCUAUCUUCCGUCUUCCCCAAACCGAGAAGACCAGCAUCCCCACUAAGGCACCAGCUGUCCUGCUUAUUCUCCGGACCGGGCCUCUGGGCCACAGGACCUACCCCCAACAGAGGAGGACACUGAACCCCACGGAGCCCUGGGCCGGGAGGGGCAGGAGGAACCGGAGCAUGGGAAGGGAGGCAUUCCCCUCCGGAGAACCGAAUAAAGAUUGCCGAGCAACUGAA
Molecule: messenger RNA, 787 nt
Organism: Prionailurus viverrinus (fishing cat)
Lineage: Eukaryota; Metazoa; Chordata; Mammalia; Carnivora; Felidae
Gene: HCFC1R1
Product: host cell factor C1 regulator 1
Exons: 3
Coding region: 122-541 (139 amino acids)
Source: RefSeq, a predicted model, not a curated record